UCACCAUACCCAAGGUGGUCAGGUCAAUCUCAAAUGACCUCCACAAUUUGUGUAAUUCUACCCGCAAUUCAGUCUUGGGUCUGGUGAGAGACUCCGUCUGUUCCUCCACUUGCCGCCGUUAUCCUCUACAACUGCCCGCCUACUUCCCAAGUUAAUUUGGUCUCAUUGAUCCGGAGCGGAGCACAAGGAAGGGCUCUCGCCUGUUGUCGUCAACAACCCGCCCGCCCAUUGCUCACCUCACCCACGAAGCUUCAGAGCGCCGAUUGAUUAACCAGACAUUUAAAAAGAUCCUAACGGACAGACGAGAAUUGCCUUGACGGUGCAUUUGCCGUGCACUUCGCUGCGUUUGCGCCUCGUCGACCGUGGGGAUCUGUCGCAUUGACCCUACCCUGACUGAAUCCCGCUUUCGACCGCCAUUUGCACCUCGUGAGCAUCGCUCCCUCCUUUGAAACCAUGGGCGACCCCCGGAAGCUUGAUCCUCCUGCUACUCGCAGCGCAGCAAGAAAUGGGAAGUCGCCGGAACGUGCUGUCAAUGCCUUGUCAAUCGCAUCGCCUCCUGGCUCAAGAACACCCCCUAGUAUGCCAUCAAAGAAGACCCUCUUCUACCCUGAACCGCAAGGGAGACAACAAAAGAGUCAAAGUACCUCAGAACCCAUCGAUCCCGAUGCGCUGGCGAAGGCCUUGAAGGACUAUGAGGACGCUGGGCGUCCGCGCGAGAGUACACCUGGGACCAGCCCUAGUCGGAAGAGGCAACGAGUGUAUGGCGACAGAUUUAUUCCCAAUCGCGAGGGGCAAGACCUUCAAGCAACCUACAGCCUCCUUCAUGAAGAUGGCUGUCCGUCCACUCCGUCCAAAUCGAAAAAACGUGCCCCUCAUUCGGAGCUUCACUUUCAGAAGACGGAAGAAGCAAACAGAAUGUACUCACGGGUGCUGCGGAGUGAGCUAUUCGGAAAUACUGUGCCCCAAGCAGAUCUGGAUUCAUUAUUACCCGAUCCACUGUUGGGGUUUACGAAUGGAAUCAAUGAUAAGACUCGCGCCCAUACACCCCCGUCACAUGUCGUCUCGAACCUCCCCCCAGCCAGUAUCACGCCGUCUACUCCACAUAAAAACCUCUUCAACUACGCCUCCUCACGCGCCGGAUCCGGUCAUCCGACGCCAACCAAGACACCUCGAAGUCAACAUGGUCCUAAUUUGAACGUCCGAUCAGAGCUCUACAGCCUUUCGCCAAUUCGAUACGACAGCCAACGUAUACUAGAAACUCCUCGCAAACAGCCUCGCUAUGUUAAUAAGGUACCUUACAAAGUACUUGACGCACCCGAUUUGCAAGAUGACUUCUAUCUGAAUCUCGUCGAUUGGGGAAGCAGCAAUGUCCUUGGUGUUGGUCUGGGAAAUUCGGUCUACAUGUGGAACUCACAGAGCGGAAGGGUGACGAAAUUGUGCGAGCUGAAAGAUGAUACUGUCACGAGUGUGAGCUGGAUUCAAAGGGGCACCCACCUCUCCAUUGGGACAGGCAAAGGACUCGUACAAAUAUGGGAUGCAGAAAAAUGUCGCCGUCUGAGAACAAUGAUCGGGCAUACGAACAGAGUUGGAGCUCUAGCCUGGAACGACCAUAUUCUGACCUCCGGAUCACGAGACCGCCUGAUCUUUCACCGAGACGUUCGUUCACCCGACCAAUUCUUGCGUCGCUUGUCUGGCCACAAGCAAGAAGUUUGCGGUCUCCGAUGGAACACGGAAGAUGGCCAAUUAGCCUCUGGCGGCAAUGACAACAAGUUGCUGGUCUGGGACAAGUUGAACGACACCCCUCUUUAUCGCUUCUCCGAUCAUACGGCCGCCGUGAAGGCAAUUGCAUGGUCGCCUCACCAGCACCAUCUCCUAGCAUCUGGCGGUGGAACGGCGGACCGAACAAUCAAGUUCUGGAACACGUCAACAGGUUCCUUAAUAAAGGAGGUCGAUACAGGUAGCCAAGUCUGUAACCUGGCGUGGUCGAAGAAUUCAGAUGAGAUCAUCAGCACGCAUGGGUAUAGUCAAAACCAGAUUGUGAUCUGGAAAUACCCUCGUAUGGAGCAGAUUGUAUCUCUGACCGGACAUACUUUCCGUGUACUCUAUCUGGCUAUGAGCCCAGAUGGUCAAACCGUUGUGACUGGUGCUGGCGACGAGACUCUCCGAUUCUGGAAAAUAUUCAACAGAAGACCUGGCAGAGAGCACGGUCGUGAAGGCAGUAAGCUGGCUGAAUGGGGCACUAUUCGGUGACGGCCUCCCGAACCGUUCGUCUUAACACCUUUGUGCUAUGUCAUGCUUGACUAUUUAUUAGCAGUUUCCGAAAUGCAUUAGAUCUGGCGUUCCAGGGCAUUGGCGUUCAUUUGAUGCUGGGCAUGUCCUUGGACGGUCUG
Molecule: messenger RNA, 2390 nt
Organism: Aspergillus homomorphus CBS 101889
Lineage: Eukaryota; Fungi; Ascomycota; Eurotiomycetes; Eurotiales; Aspergillaceae
Product: WD40 repeat domain-containing protein
Exons: 4
Coding region: 454-2250 (598 amino acids)
Biological process (GO): positive regulation of anaphase-promoting complex-dependent catabolic process; positive regulation of ubiquitin protein ligase activity; anaphase-promoting complex-dependent catabolic process
Cellular component (GO): anaphase-promoting complex
Molecular function (GO): ubiquitin ligase activator activity; anaphase-promoting complex binding; protein binding
Source: RefSeq, a predicted model, not a curated record